Molecule: messenger RNA, 900 nt
Organism: Macrobrachium nipponense
Lineage: Eukaryota; Metazoa; Arthropoda; Malacostraca; Decapoda; Palaemonidae
Product: acanthoscurrin-1-like
Exons: 3
Coding region: 148-717 (189 amino acids)
Cellular component (GO): extracellular region
Molecular function (GO): peptidase inhibitor activity
Source: RefSeq, a predicted model, not a curated record
AAUGAGAACCGUUCUGGAAGGAGAAAACAAUUGAGGCUUACAUAGAGCCAUCUGGCAAUUUCACUGCGAAUGUUUUUUGCAGACCGUGGCUGGAGCAUAUAAAAGGUCAGCGGGGAUGUGUUUGCCAAGACUUCUCAGAAACUCAAUAUGCAACGCGUUGUAAGUUUGUUGGUACUAGCUGUAGCCCUUGUGGCAGCACAAGACAAGAAGCAGCAGGGAAAUACCAGAUUCGGUCCAGGUGGUCUGGCCGUGCCUGUUGGAGUACCAGGUGGUCAUUUAGGUGGUGGAUUGCAAGGUGGCCAUAUCGGUGGAUUACAAGGAGGAUUCCCAGGUGGCGCUGUUGGCGGAUUCCCAGGUGGCGCUGUUGGCGGAUUCCCAGGUGGCGCUGUUGGCGGAUUCCCAGGUGGCGCUGUCGGCGGUUUCCCAGGUGGUGUUGGUGGUGGAUUUCCUACUGGUGGUUUGGCCGGGUGUCCCCCUGUCCCCCCACCAAGACCCGUGUGCAAAUUCUACGAUCGCAACCACUGUGGACAUUACAUUUGCUCCGUUGACCAAAAGCCAUUCGAGUGCCCUCCAGUCAGACCCGAAUGCCCAGGUAUAAGAUUUGGCCCCACCUUGUGCUACACCGACGACGACUGCUCCGGGCACGAUAAGUGCUGCCCCGACGCCUGCCUGGAUCACCUGACCUGCAAAGGACACUCCUCCGGUGUCCUCUUCUAAGGGAGUGGUUUUUUGAAGGAGUUGCCUCUUGCUUGCCAUUAGCUUUUGGCACUUCGUAGUUUUUUUUUUAUUUCAUUUAUUUUCUUAAAGCUUUUCAAUCCUCCGUUUUGGACGUUGUCCCGAAUGGGUGCUGUCUCCGUUGAAAUCUAUUUGUUAAGUUUUGUAAUAAAAAUGUAAAUUAUU